CGUGUCAUCGCACCAAUCUGGCACCUCUUGAAAUUGAAGCUUCCUUUCCUUCUUUUCUUGCUCGACUCUUGGCGAAGAUAGAGCUUGUGGUGCCAAAAGUGUUUUCUUAAAACAUCCAGUAUAGUCAGUUACAAGAUCAGCUAUAAUAUCAAUAAACCUGAAAGCAUAUUGCUUAUUCUAUAGUUUUUCGGUAAAAUUUUCGCGUGGUUUUUAUUUGGAAUUUCGAAGAAUCGAAGAUUUUUUCGCGCCCGAUAUUGCCGGCAAGGGAUUAAGUUCCGCAUUGCUUUGCAGAAUCUCUGAAAGGUUGCAUUUUAGAACUCGUGGCUUGGUCUUGGAUACCUGAAAGUAUCUCCGUAAUAUAUCCGCUUGAUUUUCGUGUCAAUUGUCAGUCCAGCAAGCGUGUUAUUAUUCCGGAACAUCUUUCAUAGAUUGUCCGGAAAACUUAAUACUGCGGAUUCAGGAUUCAGUUAUGGAAUUUAAGAGGCAUUUCGAAUACUAUAUAUAAGGCGGUUUGAACUCAUCGGUCAGCAUGUCGGCACGUCGUCAGAGUUUUGAAAACACUGACGACGUGUCGACUGAUGAGUUCGAACCGCCGCAACGCCACGAACUCAUCCGAUCGGCACCGUCAAACAAUCUCCGAUCCGGAGUAGCUCCUCAGCAGUACAAUCACAAUAACGAAGCAACCUCCUCCACCUCGGUGGUACUUAGACGACGUCCAAUUUAUAAUCCUAUAUCCGAUUCCUCGGACUCCGACGACGAAGAUUUAGUGGCCAACUGGCCGAACACGCAGUGCCUUCAGAGGAGUGGCUGGAUGUCGAAUCCACGGGCUAAUAGAUUCCACAAUCCCAACCGGAUUGGCGGGACGCCAAACGCACAAACCAAUAGAUUCCGCACUUCUGAGAACUCUUCGUUCCAACCAAUAAGAGCUGGCGCUGGCCACGCACAGGUUGCGAUGUCAGAUCCUGGCCAGAUCCAGAGGCCAGUCUCACUUCCCCUAUAUUUCCCAGAAACACCCAAUCGCGGUUCAGGAGCCAAUCCAACAGAGGCCUAUUUGGACACCGAGCCAUCGACUUCGACGGGACAUCGCCGUUUGAACCCUCGUGUUCUUUUUCCAUGUCCGGUGAUCGGAGGCCCCUUCACUUCCCAGGACGUGGGCACCCAGGCAGGCGGUUUCGUGGCCAUGUCACGAUGCACCGGAUUGUUGGAAUACCAGAGGCACAACGUCAUGGGAACAAAUGCUGGAACACAGGUGUCGCUGUGCGAUUCCGAGUCAGAUGAUGCCGGAUUGGACGAAACUAGACCUAUAGAAGAUCCAUUUUCCCCAGGACCAUCCUCGGCGGACUCCACCAUGGCCUUGGCCUCAAUGUCCCCCAAAUCGCAGACUUCCUGUGACAUGGUUACAUCGUCUGGCUUGGAGGUUGGUGGAAUGGAGAGAUCUGGGUCCCCGGGACGACGCAUGUCGGUGGAUAUGCCUCCGCAGCUAUCGGAAUCGCCCAUUUCCUUGAUGGAAUUCAUCGGAUCUGCUGGUGCUUCUCUACAAGGAUCAGCUCGUUUCAUCGCUCAAGCUUCCUCCAGUCGGGUCAGUAGCUCGAUCUUCGUGGAAGAUGGCUCGGCCAGCAUGAGGUUCAAUCGGCGCCGGCAUCAGGCAAUGAACUAUCCAGGAUCAAAAAAGCCACGCAAGGACCAGACUGGGCCCAGUGGAGCUGGAUGCAGUGGCUCGGCCCGCUCUCGUCGUGAACCACCCCAGAAGUACGAAGAUCUUGCCGAUGACAGCGACAGCGAUUAAAUCUUCAAAUUUUCAUCAAAUAUCAAUUUUUUCUUCUUAAAUUUUUGCUUCUUAAAUGAUUGAGCAACGCUCUCAUAAACUUUUCAAUAUUAAUACUCCUUCACUUUUUUUUCAUUUUAUUUUCAUAUUUUUUACUCCAAUAAUAUUUAAUCACACUUUCAAUAAUACUAUCCUUUUUUUUUUUGGUUCAAAACAUUUAAAUGUUUUCAAUCUUUUUUUUUUCAAAUAAAUACUUACACUUUUCUUCUUUAUAAAAACUAUA
Molecule: messenger RNA, 2048 nt
Organism: Drosophila ananassae
Lineage: Eukaryota; Metazoa; Arthropoda; Insecta; Diptera; Drosophilidae
Exons: 8
Coding region: 530-1786 (418 amino acids)
Source: RefSeq, a predicted model, not a curated record